Messenger RNA from Pieris brassicae (large cabbage white), 1785 nucleotides. Its product is annotated as 5-hydroxytryptamine receptor 1A-alpha. The record is from RefSeq and is a predicted model, not a curated record. Gene Ontology annotation, biological process: adenylate cyclase-activating adrenergic receptor signaling pathway; phospholipase C-activating G protein-coupled receptor signaling pathway; cell-cell signaling. Gene Ontology annotation, cellular component: membrane. The coding region runs from base 111 to 1565 and encodes 484 amino acids. The transcript is spliced from 2 exons. Gene Ontology annotation, molecular function: alpha1-adrenergic receptor activity. Lineage: Eukaryota; Metazoa; Arthropoda; Insecta; Lepidoptera; Pieridae.
GACAGCGAUACGAGAAAGACGCUGCCAAACGGCUUAGCGUGUUCUCAAAACUUAACGCGAUUACUGCAGUUAAACUGAGAGUGUUGCGUGUCAGUGUUAGUGAUGUCUAUAUGGAACAAUUUAAACUCUUGUCUAGUAGACGAGCGUUGACUGAGGGAAUGGAACCGAACCACCAGCUGGUUGAGGAGGUGUUUCUCCUCGCACUGUUUUUGGUUUCAACCGCAGGCAACUCGCUGUCCCUGUUGGUCUUCUGUCGACGACCAGGAUUGAGGACGAUUUCAAAUCGAUUUGUCAUCAAUCUCCUGGCUACCAAUUUGGUAACGACAUCCCUGCUCGCGCCCGCAUUGUUUGGCGAGCACACUGCACGGGAGAAAGAGGGUUGGAUCGAGGCAGGAGACGCGGCCGCCGCAGCAUAUAGCUUGGCAGCACUUCUUGCUGUUAUGCUUAUCUCUGUGGACCAGCAUCACGCAGUCACCGACCCCCUUCGUUGCCACACGCGGCUGCUACAGCGCCGCCCCGCUGCUCUUUGCGCCGCGACCUGGCUUAUAGCGGCCAUAGCGGCGUCUUCUCGCGCCGCCAUUGCUGUUGUGCGACACUACUACCCCUUGCCGGCUGUUCAAACAGCGGAAUUAGCGUAUUACAUCGUGUAUCUAAUAGCUGGAAUCCUCACCCCAGUGGCUAUAGUUUGUAUCAUGUACGCAAGAAUUUACCGUGCGGCUAGGUCUUCGGGCCUUCGGGCCAGAGCACAAGGUGCUAGUGCUCUUCAACUACAUGAGCCUCAUAUUAAUUUGCCUGAAGUCAUUGAGGAAGGCGAGGGGUUGACUCUCAAAAUAGAUAUGCCAGAAGACGUAGUAGAGGCUGAGCACAAAUUUGGUCCAUUCCUUCUUCCACCUGAACGACCACUUCGUUGUCCCUCUAUCGCAAGCUUAAGAAAUUCUCGAAAGGAGGGAAAAUCGAAUGAAGAUUUGAGAAAAGGUUUGCCAGCGGUGAGUUCUGCGCCGUCACUUGCUGUGCCUCUACUAGCAAUGCAAACACGUGCUCCAGCGCCUUCAAACAACGGUUCAAGGAUUACGUCUAUCCGGUGUCGCAUAUCGAAUGCAUCAUUGUUUAGAUAUAGGGAAGAAUCUCGUGCAGCCCGAGUGGGACUAUUGACGGGUGCACUAGUGAUGUUGCAUGUGCCGCACGCGGCAGUGGCUGUUGUGUCAGCAGUCGCGCCGGGCUUAGCGUCAUGCGUACGGACUCCUGCGUUAGUGUUAUUGUUACUCGCUUCAGCGUUGUCACCAUUCCUAUUUGCGUUGCGCUCGCGUCGUGUUCAGCGGGAAGCGAGGCGACUUUUGCUUCCUGAGAAGAGUGCGUGGGAGAGAACGUCUGCGUCGACGGCGGCGGCGGACGGGCAACGCGCUCGUGCUGCCCUUGAGCUGCUGCGAACGUUGACCCCAGACAGCGAGAGAAGAGAGAGUGGAGAAAACCGCACCUCAGUGUCGGGAAACGGAUCAGAGGGGGCGUGUCGCAGUUCCUUCAGUUCUGGAGGCAGCACGCAGCUGUCUUCCGCGUCGGACGAGUGACCGGUGCAUCUGGGGCCCCAGCCGCCCCGCGGGCCCCUUCAGGCCCCGAUCUCGCGGGUUCGAUUCACCCCCCGCCCCACCGCUCUACAAAUCUGUGAUACUAGGAUAAGGCGCCCCGCCCUCGGCGCGACCGUUAGACUGAUUUAGCAUAAGAAUAUUUAUUACUGUGUCCAAGUACCUUUCCGCUCAGCGGAAAAUUUUAUUACCUGAUGAUAAAUGU